Trametes versicolor FP-101664 SS1 is the source of this 333-nucleotide messenger RNA. RefSeq lists its product as uncharacterized. Lineage: Eukaryota; Fungi; Basidiomycota; Agaricomycetes; Polyporales; Polyporaceae. The transcript is spliced from 2 exons. The record is from RefSeq and is a predicted model, not a curated record. The coding region runs from base 1 to 333 and encodes 110 amino acids.
AUGUCGAGCACUCGCCGCCAGGACGUUGCGGAUCGCACAGUCAUGACCGACGAGGUAAACACCUUCAAAAAGCCCUUCCAGACGGUAGACCGUCCACACGUCACCGAGCGAGACAUCCAUGAAGAAUACAUGCAAGACCCUCCUCAUAAUCAGCCUUUCGAGCGCAAAGGCGGUGAUUACGGGGGCCAGGGUUUGAAGGAGGGCGCACGGGAGGAGACCGACCCGAAGGAGGACGGUAUUCUGGGGGACCAGGCUACGGGCAAGGAGCUGAAGCAGUCCGUGUUGGGGUCCUUUGCAAUGGAGAGUUCUGUCCACCCAGGGAACCCCAUAUAG